This is a messenger RNA of Orycteropus afer afer, 1049 nucleotides long. RefSeq names its product olfactory receptor 2H2. Gene Ontology annotation, molecular function: olfactory receptor activity; G protein-coupled receptor activity. NCBI's taxonomy places the organism in Eukaryota, Metazoa, Chordata, Mammalia, Tubulidentata, Orycteropodidae. Gene Ontology annotation, biological process: G protein-coupled receptor signaling pathway. Gene Ontology annotation, cellular component: membrane. The record is from RefSeq and is a predicted model, not a curated record.
CUCACCUCCCUUUCUAGCAUCUAAAGGAAAAGGCCAUGGUCAACCAGAGUUCCCCAGUGGGCUUUCUCCUUCUGGGCUUCUCUGAACACCUAGGACUUGAAAAGAUUCUCUUCGUGGUUGUCUUGACUUCCUACCUCCUGACUCUGGUGGGCAACACAUUCAUCAUCCUGCUGUCUGUGCUGGACCCCAGACUCCACUCUCCAAUGUACUUUUUUCUCUCUAACCUCUCCUUCUUGGACCUCUGCUUCACCACAAGUUGUGUUCCCCAGAUGCUGUUCAACCUUUGGGGCCCAAAGAAGACCAUCAGCUUCCUUGGCUGCUUUGUCCAGCUUUUCAUCUUCCUGUCCCUGGGGACCACUGAAUGCAUCCUCCUGACAGUGAUGGCUUUUGACCACUAUGUGGCUGUCUGCCAGCCACUCCAUUAUUGCACCAUCAUCCACCCCCGCCUAUGCUGGCAGCUUGUGACUGUGGCCUGGGUCAUUGGGCUGGUGGAGUCGGUGGUCCAGACACCAUCCACCCUCCACCUGCCCUUCUGCCCCCACCGGCAGGUGGAUGAUUUUGUGUGUGAGGUCCCAGCCCUAAUUCGACUCUCCUGUGGGGACACCACCUACAAUGAGAUCCAGAUGGCUAUUGCCAGUGUCUUCAUCUUGGUCAUGCCCCUCACUCUCAUCCUUGUCUCUUGUGCUAUCACCCGGGCAGUGAUGAGGAUUAAUUCUGCAAAGAGGAGGAAGAAGGCUUUUGGAACCUGCUCCUCCCAUCUCAUUGUGGUCACCCUCUUCUACAGCUCAGUUAUUACUGUCUACCUCCAACCCAAAAAUCCCUAUGCUCAAGAGAGGGGCAAGUUCUUUGGUCUCUUCUAUGCAGUGGGCACUCCUUCCCUUAAUCCUUUCAUAUACACCCUGAGGAACAAAGAGGUAAAGAGAGCACUCAUGAGGUUACUGGGGAAGGAUGUGGACCCCAGACAAAGAUGAGGGUUAGCUGUUUAAUGGGCUUCAAGAUUGAGAUAUUCUUCAUGCUUUUGUCAGUAAGCUCGAGUUCUCCACCCUACU